CUGGUUGUUGAGGAUAGUUCUAACAAGCCGCAGUCUAAAUGGGAUCUGAACUGAACGAAUCUGUCAUCCUUUCAAACUAUUCAGCGUACAUCGCACCAAAUGAUCCGCCAUUCUAUGUGGAACCACCAUCUCUCAAGAUAUUUCGCUUUGUGAUCUACGCCAUUAUCAUCGUGUUGGCUCUAGUGGGCAAUAUUGCCGUGUGUAUCAUUUCUACUCGCACUCGACGCCUUCAGACUAGCACCUAUUGUUUACUAAUGAAUUUAGCAGUUUCUGACAUCGGAUCUGUGAUGUGCCUUCCAUUUCUGUUGCCAGAGCUGUACAUUGGAAACUGGCCCAUGGGAGAAGCAAUGUGCAAACUUGUUAAACCAAGUGUGGUCAUGUUUAACUUUGUGACAACCAAUACGUUGGUAGCCAUUGCGUGUGAUCGUUUUCGCGCCGUGGUGUUUCCGUUCGUUUCGCGACCGUCGAAAUCGGAAACACGAUCAAUCAUAGCUUUGUUAUGGCUGAUCGCUUUCUUAUUUUCCCUGCCCUCGUAUGGAGCUAUGGCAGUUAUUUCCUACCCAGACAGUCCUUACACCUUCUACUGUAUAGAUAUUUUCUCGGACAACAUGGACAAAGACAUUUUGUAUCGCCGCAUUUACACUAUAACAAUGUACAGUGUACAAGCCCUUGUUCCAGUACUUGUCAUCUCGGCGCUGUAUUUGAAAAUCACGGCCACGUUGAAGCAUAUCCGUCUUGUACCACUGGCACUCAGGCCCUCUCGCGCAAGCUCUCUGAACUCCACGCCUAACGGGAGCCCGCGUUCCUCGAUGGUGAAUAUAAACAAGCUGAACAUGAAUCCGGCAGGCGCACUGCGCAGGCAGAUGAUUGAAAAAAAGUUCUUGACAAUGUUGAUAGCUGUACUGCUUGUCUACGUGCUCUGUUAUCUUCCCUUUCAAACACUGUAUCUAAUUUACGAGUUUAAUCCAGACAUGGGCUAUUUACCUUAUAUACAAUUGUUGAUUGAUUACUUCUACGUGAUUGUGUGGCUGCCCAAUGCCAUAAAUCCUAUCUGUUACGGUUGCAUGAACGAACACUACAAGAAGGCUUUUAAAUCGCUGAUUUUCAGGCCUCGUAAGUUCUUUCAUUCGCUGAGAUCGCGGAAUAGUUUUUCCCAAUCUCUCGUUGGCACCACUGCAUAUAGAAUACGCUAGACUGUGGCCAGUAGGAAUUACGUAGAGAAAGGAACACAAUAUACUUUCUGUAUGCUAUUAGCCGUGGUACCUUGAUGCCGUGAAGGUUGUUUGGUUGAGUUUCAACCUUGUGAUCGCCCGACUUCGGCUCGAUAGGCUUUUAGAAAGAAAAUGAAGCUUAGCAUUUUACCAUGGUGAGAAACAUCAAAACAAACCCAAAAACCGAAAAAACAAGAUCGAGAACAAAGUUAUGAUUUAAGACUCAAGUACGCUGAGAAGGUGAAGAAAGUUUUACCAAGAAAAAAUGACAUCAGAUAUAUUUAUUUGCGUUGCAAUGCUCUGAUAAUUGUGUAAUACAGUAUGUAAAAUAUUUUUGUGAAAACAAAUUAUGUCAGGCAUGUAUACGGAUAUUUAAAAGAGUUGUAAAUAGAUUAGAGCUUUAUUGUUAUGACAAGAGAAUAUGAUGAAUUUUACUCGCCUUGUUAAUCAACUGCACUCACAUUGAGACGAGGAGCUGAACGAAAAAAUUCGACCUGAAUAAACUAAAUGACCUUUGUCCAUG
Molecule: messenger RNA, 1734 nt
Organism: Orbicella faveolata
Lineage: Eukaryota; Metazoa; Cnidaria; Anthozoa; Scleractinia; Merulinidae
Product: neuropeptide FF receptor 2-like
Source: RefSeq, a predicted model, not a curated record